Cynoglossus semilaevis (tongue sole) is the source of this 1704-nucleotide messenger RNA. Its product is annotated as olfactomedin-like. The transcript has 6 exons. The record is from RefSeq and is a predicted model, not a curated record. NCBI's taxonomy places the organism in Eukaryota, Metazoa, Chordata, Actinopteri, Pleuronectiformes, Cynoglossidae. Bases 42 to 1568 code for a protein of 508 amino acids. Gene Ontology annotation, biological process: signal transduction.
GGAUUUGAAGCUGUGUCAGCAGAGGUUUCUGGGCUGUGUAUAUGAGAGGACGGAGACGGACGCUCAGGUUACUACAGAACCCACGGCUUCUUUCUGUGAACGGUCCAGCUCUGAUCAUGCUGCUGUGGACGCUGCUCCUGAUGCUGUCCCUGACUGGUGUCGUCAGGGCCCAGCGUGUCCAGGGUGUGAAGAAAGACGACGCCUGCAUGUGUGAGGUGGACACCACCGCGUGGAUGUUUCCUGCUGUGAAGUACGAAGAGACAAUGCACAGUGUUCUGACAUGUAACGAUUCUCUGUACAAACUGCAGGAAAAGGUGAGUCGGUCGCUCCAGCGCCUCCCUCAGGUCUGGGAUCUGAUCAUCAACGUGACAGCCCGGCUGGAGCCGUACCAGUUCCUGCAUUACCAGGGCUUGUACAGUGACCUGGCUCUGAGGAAACUGCAACAACAGCUCAGCAACCUGGCAGAGGAUGUGGAGUCCCUCCACGACGAGUUUGGAAGCGGCGAAACACAGAAACUCUCUAAAGAUGUGGUGAAACUGCGCAGCGAUGUAUCCAGGAUGACCAUGACUGACACUAAUAACAUGAGGACGGUCAAAGAGAGACUGCGCUCCCUGAAGAACCGAGCCCAGUCCUGCAGGUCCAUCCCCCAAGACUUCAGAGGCAAGGACAAGUACUGUCUUAAAGGCCUGCUCAGAAACAUCAGUGCUGCCGUCAUAAGCAAGGUCAGCCCCUACGGUAAGAGCACCAUCUCUGGCUCCUGGGGCAAACAGGCCCAGAUGAAGGAGGUGGAGGGCUAUAGACAGGAGGAGAGAGAGGGAGAGACAGAGGAGGUGGACGACCGCUACUGGGUCCAGCCUCUGACCAACAGCCACGCUUUUGGAAACGUUCUACGGGUCUACAAGACGUACGAAGACUUCAUGGCGUCUACUAACCACAGAGAUUACAGCUUCGCUCCGUCGGUCUCCCAUUCCAAUUCCAUCGAGGGCCCCAGUGCCGUCCUGUACGGCGAUGCUCUCUACUACCACUGUUACCGCUCUGCCGACGUUUGCCGCUACGACCUAACAACCAACACCGUCAAACGGGUCACGCUCCCAGGCACAGAGGUGGGUUUCAACAACAAGUUCCCGUACUGUUACUACGAGUGUCGCGAUUACAGCGACAUAGACAUAGAAGUGGACGAGACGGGACUGUGGGUCAUCUAUGCCACGAUGGGUAACCACGGUAACCUGGUGGUGAGCCGUCUGAUUUGGGACAGCAACUCGGAGACGGUGAAUGUCACUCAGACGUGGGAGACCCAACAGUUUAAGAAGGCGGUGAGCAAUGCCUUCAUGGCGUGCGGUGUGAUGUACGCCACGCGCUUCGUUGACAAAUACCGUGAGGAGGUCUUUUACGCCUUCGACACAGCUACAGGCAACGAGGAUAACACUCUGGCAGUGCCCAUAGAGAAGAUAGCCAAAGGAGUGUCCAGUCUGAGCUACAACCCCACCAACAAGCAGCUCUACAUGUUCAACGACGCCUACCUGCUGGCAUACGAGGCCCACUUCGAACUAGGCCGCACCCCACAGUGAGCUGUGGUGAGCUGUUUUGGCAUCUGUCUUCAUAAAAAUUCACACAGCUUGUGAUUUUAAAAUUCACACUAUGUAACAUGUAUUUUCUCAUAUAAAAAGCAAAUAAAAUUCAAUAAAACAGGACCUGUAGAGUGAA